GGACUAAUUUAAGCCUAAUGAACAAUAUCUCAAUAUACAGCUUAUCUUCUCUUUUGAGAUAAAACAUUUUCAAAGGGCCUAGUAAUCCUCAAUAGUAGCAUCAUGAGUUCUGCAGGAAUUCUAACAGAAGCCAUUAAAUGCCUCUUCAAAAACUGGAAACUCCUGGCUUAUACAUACAUAAUCACCAUCGUUUUCUCCCUUUACUUUAUGUUCAUCAUUCUCUCCUCAAAUUCAUGGACAAACGAUUUGAUUUUCAAUCAAAACUCCCCAUGUUUACUCACCGACAGCUUCAUAUUUUCCCUUCUGCCACUUCACAUCAGACAGCAACUGAGAUUCAUCACUGGAUUAAUACUAAUCUCCUCUUUUGCCUAUCUCAACCUCUUCUUAUUCUCUCUUCCAGCCACAAUUCUUGCAUCUUCCAUAACUACUUGUUCCUCGUCGAUCGAUUUUUCAUCUUUCAAAGACUUCAUCUCGAAACUGAUGCGAUUGCUGAUGCGUCCGUUUGUUACUUGCCUACACAUAACACUUUUUAAUGUGUGUUACACUGCCAUAGUUUUGGUUAUUUUGUUCUCUCUUGUGCCACAACAUAACCAAUCAUCAAUUCCAAGUAUUGUGGUAUUCUUUUUUGCUUUGUGUUUUUAUAACUACUUGGAUGUUGUUUGGACUUUGGGGGCUGUAGCAUCAGCCACUGAAGAGAAAAUUUAUGGGAUGGAAGCAUUCAGUAAGGCUGCAAAACUUGUUGAGGGUAGGAAGCUUGGUGGGUUUGCUAUAAAUAACUUCUUCAAGUGUGGUACUACCAUCUCAAGAAAUCACAUCCACGUGGUGAAGAGAUUUGUGCCACAGAGAUGAAUGGAAUAUGCUAACAUGCCAUGGAAUAUACUUGAAAGGGCCAAGCAUGUCCACGCAGGAGCUUAGCUCAAUCUUUGUUGUUGGGUGUUGGGUUUGGCAGAGUAGUGCAGAGAGCCAGUAUUAAAUUUCUCCAUUAAAUUUCGUUGAUGAUUUU
Pistacia vera is the source of this 1003-nucleotide messenger RNA. RefSeq lists its product as uncharacterized. NCBI's taxonomy places the organism in Eukaryota, Viridiplantae, Streptophyta, Magnoliopsida, Sapindales, Anacardiaceae. Bases 103 to 849 code for a protein of 248 amino acids. The transcript has 2 exons. The record is from RefSeq and is a predicted model, not a curated record.